This is a messenger RNA of Papaver somniferum (opium poppy), 853 nucleotides long. RefSeq names its product L-ornithine N5-acetyltransferase NATA1-like. The coding region runs from base 35 to 718 and encodes 227 amino acids. The transcript has a single exon. The record is from RefSeq and is a predicted model, not a curated record. Gene Ontology annotation, molecular function: N-acetyltransferase activity. Lineage: Eukaryota; Viridiplantae; Streptophyta; Magnoliopsida; Ranunculales; Papaveraceae.
UCCCUUGAACACCAACUUAGCUCGAGUGGGAAUCAUGGCUGCCAUUUUAAAUGGCCGAAACCAUGUUGCCAAAAAUUUAUCAGUGUUCGCAAGAAUCCGCCUUGGCGAAAUUUCAGAUGUUCCACAUAUACACAAAUUGAUAUAUCAACUGGCCGUAUUUGAACGUUUUGAACACUUAUUCGAAGCUACCGAAAAAUCACUAUCAGCCACCCUCUUCAAAUCUCUUCCAUUUCAAUCAGUUACUUGUUUUAUCCUCGAAGUUUCUCAGCACCCAUUUCCACAGGACAAGCAUUCCAAGAAUCUUCACUAUACUCCUAUUGUAAAGACUGUUGAUCUCCAAGAACCAAUCAAAGACCUGGAUUCUAACGUUUUUAAGGUAGGGAAUCUCGAUAGUGAUUUUGAUGGCCAUGAUAUUGUUGUUGUUGGUUGGGUUAUCUUCUUCCCAAAUUAUCCAGCUUUUUUAGCAAAACAAGGUUUUCACGUAGAUAAUUUAUUUGUAAGGGAAUUUUAUAGAGGGAUAGGGUUUGGAAAAAUGUUGUUAUCAGCAGUGGCAACUCAGGCUGUGAAGUUGGGGUUUUGUCGGGUUGAUUGGAUUUGUUUGAAAUGGAAUCAGAAGGCUAUCAAAUUUUAUGAAGAAGGUAUUGGCGCUGAGGUUAUGAAUGAAUGGGGUGUUUGUAGGUUGGUUGGUAAAGCCCUCGAGGCUUAUGGAGGAAACUAAAAUUUGAAAUAUGAUUAUUUAUUUAUUUUUCUUGAAAGGUAAACUACUGUUACAUUUCUUGGGAAUUUAAUCCAAGUGGUAUUUGCAUGUGUAAUGCUUAACAGAAAUGGUGAGCAUACAUUUUUCGAUACUUUU